This is a messenger RNA of Periconia digitata, 1558 nucleotides long. The record is from the annotation of a GenBank genome assembly. NCBI's taxonomy places the organism in Eukaryota, Fungi, Ascomycota, Dothideomycetes, Pleosporales, Periconiaceae.
UUCCACGCAGUGAAGCUGGCUCAAAAUCUGCCAGAGCGCCGAACGCGAAUACCUCAUGGAUCGAGGUAGAGGAUCUCUCUGAGCAACACACUUAGUUGAUAUAGAUGGCGCAUUUCGGCUUCGCAAACUCCUAUUUUUCACAUUCCUUGAGUCUCUUAUUGAGAACGCGUAGCUGAUGGUCCACGUCCAUAUUGCCUUUGUCGAUUGCCGCUACUAUUUUUCGAUUAUGGAAUUGUAAUGGUUCGUGUUGAUCCCGCUCUCUACGCACCGGACUGCGGCAAUUUCGGCAAUUAUACUACUCAUAGUUCAGGAUCAUAGAUAACAGUCGCGCGUUUCUGCGUGAUUUCGUGUAACUGCAAUAUCCUCUAAUAUGACGCGUUAUGCAUAUUACACAUCUCAAGCUUUGAAAUCCAUCACCAGAUAACAUGCAACAAUGGCGUGCUUGCGGGGAAGUGUCAGAAAGCUUACUGAUCAAAGACAUCAUAUGACUAGGUCGCAGACGUAACCAGCAAAGAUAUAAACCGUCCUGCAAUUCUUUCAGUUGCCUAAGAUCACAUCGAGGCUCACAUACAAUUUCUAUAAACCACAUUCGACAACAACUCAGUGACAAGGCAACAUGGCAACAGCAGCUGUUCAAACUCCACAGAUCCCCUCCACAUUCACUCCACAAGCUCUAAACCCUGCCACAUCGACUUCAUCUUCAGCGUCCAGAAAUAAACCUCGGGAUGUAGAAACUACACUUCACUACUACAAGCCCAAUGCCGAUGGUUCGCCUCCACAUCCAACAUACACCGACCGCCCUGAAACAUACCAUCGUCCUUCUGAAGAGCACUCGAUAACGGUCCGUGACGUUCGCGGCCAAGAUGGCGAGUUCACAUUGGAUAAGAAUGGAUUCCAGUUCUAUGGUCAUACAAGUGCCGAGAAAGACUUUGCAGACGACGAACAUAUCAAAGCGGUAUACUACCCCGAGACGGAAGAGCUGUUGAAGAAAGCCACCGGCGCAUCCCGUAUCUUCAUCUUCGACCACACAAUCCGUCGUCAACCUUCUUCCCCACCACCACCUUCCACCUCGACCGCUGACCCCGCUGCUCCACAACUGCGAGGGCCCGUCCAGCGCGUACACAUCGACCAAUCUUACAAAGCCGCCCUCUCGCGCGUGCCUCAUCACCUCCCGGAGGACGCCGAAAAACUGUUGAAAUCUCGCGUGCAGAUCAUCAACGUGUGGCGACCCAUCAAAACCGUGCUUCGCGAUCCGCUAGCUGUCGCCGAAGCGAAUAGCGUCAAUGAUGACAGCUUGGUGGUCACGGAAUUGAUUUACCCGAAUCGGAGGGGUGAAACGUUGGCUGUGAAGUAUGAUGAGGGUCAUCGCUGGUUCUAUAAAUCCCAUCUUACACCUGAGGAAGUGCUGUUCAUCAAGUGCUUCGACUCUAAGCUGGAUGGUCGUGCGAGACGCGUGCCUCACACUGCGUUUGCUGUGCCUGGAACGGAGGGUGAGGAGAAUCGUGAGAGCAUUGAAGUUAGAGCGUUGGUUUUCCAUGAAGAUGAGAGUUUGGAGUAA